Messenger RNA from Hippocampus comes (tiger tail seahorse), 3775 nucleotides. It is a transcript of the gene smo, whose product is annotated as smoothened, frizzled class receptor. Gene Ontology annotation, molecular function: transmembrane signaling receptor activity; patched binding. The transcript is spliced from 12 exons. Gene Ontology annotation, cellular component: dendrite; cilium; plasma membrane. The coding region runs from base 434 to 2860 and encodes 808 amino acids. NCBI's taxonomy places the organism in Eukaryota, Metazoa, Chordata, Actinopteri, Syngnathiformes, Syngnathidae. Gene Ontology annotation, biological process: commissural neuron axon guidance; smoothened signaling pathway; pattern specification process. The record is from RefSeq and is a predicted model, not a curated record.
AGUUACACUUUUUCAGAUUUUUGUGAUGUGGGGGGGAGGGCGAAUCCGCAACUUUCUCAACAUUUUCCCAUUGAAUAAACCCCCAACCACUCACUUUUUGUGUCGUCACAUUGUCGAUUUGGAUCAUUUUGAACACGUUUUGGAAUUUUUAUUCACGAUGGAAUUUGAAGACGAACCAAAGGGGGGAAAGAACGGAGGGUUUCGUGGAGGAAAAACUUUGGAUCGUCCUUAAACUUGUGCUCACAUUUUGGGAUCUUUCAUCAAAGAAUUGGAACUGGAAACAAAAAAAAACAUGGCUUUUGAGCCUCGACAACAAUCUCACUAUUAAAGCAACCCGAUUCAACUUGAUCGUCAUUUGUUUUUGCAAGAUUUAGUCUCUCCGCCGUCCGUGCUCGCACCCCCCACCCCCUCGCCUCCUCCUCUCGUUCCCAAGAUGUCCUCCCAAGUUUGGAGCGCCUUUGUUGGCUUGUCCGGGAUGCUGUUCGUGCUGGCUGGCUACAGCCUCGCCGUGCAGCUGCCCCACAACGCGACCAUAUUCGAGGACAAAUGCAAGACGAUGACGACGUGCGAGGCGCUCAAAUACAACACAUGCCUGGGCUCUCCUCUGCCGUACACGCACACGUCCCUGGUGCUGGCAGAAGACUCCGAUUCCCAGGAAGAGGCUUUCGAGAAGCUGACCAUGUGGUCUGGUCUGCGGAACGCUCCUCGCUGCUGGUCUGUCAUCCAGCCUCUGCUGUGCGCCGUCUACAUGCCCAAGUGUGAAAACGGCCGAGUGGAGCUGCCCAGUCAGAGUUUGUGUCUGGCCACGCGUCGCCCUUGCAGCAUCGUGGAACAGGAGCGCGGAUGGCCCAACUUCCUCAAAUGCGAGAAAUUCCCAGUGGGCUGCUCGAACGAGGUGCAGAAGCUGAAGUUCAACACGUCGGGCCAGUGCGAGGCGCCGCUGGUGAAGACGGACAUCCAGUCGAGCUGGUACAAGGACGUGGAAGGCUGCGGCAUCCAGUGCGACAACCCGCUGUUCACCAAGGAGGAGCACGACGACAUGCACGCCUACAUCGCCUACUUUGGCACGAUCACCCUCCUCUGCACCUUCUUCACCCUGGCCACAUUUCUGGCCGACUGGAAGAACUCCAACCGCUACCCGGCCGUCAUCCUCUUCUACAUCAAUGCCUGCUUCUUCGUGGGCAGCAUCGGAUGGUUGGCGCAGUUCCUGGACGGCGCCCGUGACGAGAUCGUGUGCAAGAGCGACAAGACCAUGAGACUUGGGGAGCCCUCUUCGUCCGAGACCUUAUCAUGCGUGACCAUCUUCAUCAUCGUGUACUACUCGCUCAUGUCGGGAGUGAUUUGGUUCGUGAUGCUGACGUACGCCUGGCACACGUCCUUCAAGGCGCUCGGCACCACCCAGCAGCCGCUCACCGGGCGCACCUCCUACUUCCACAUGCUCACGUGGUCCAUCCCCUUCGUCCUCACCGUCGCCAUCUUGGCCAUCGCGGAGGUGGAUGGCGACUCGGUGAGCGGGAUCUGCUUUGUCGGCUACAAGAACUACAGAUACCGCGCCGGUUUCGUGCUGGCGCCCAUCGGCGUGGUGCUGGUGGUCGGUGGCUACUUUCUCAUUCGAGGCGUCAUGACCUUGUUCUCCAUCAAAAGUAACCACCCGGGUCUCCUGAGCGAGAAAGCAGCCAGCAAAAUCAACGAGACAAUGCUGAGACUUGGCAUAUUUGGCUUCUUAGCUUUCGGCUUUGUUUUCAUCACAUUUGGCUGCCACUUCUAUGACUUCUUCAACCAGGCCGAAUGGGAGAGGAGCUUCAGGGAAUACGUGCUAUGCGAGGCCAACGUCACCAUCGCUUCCGAGACCAACAAGCCGAUCCCAGAGUGCACCAUUAAGAACCGACCCAGUUUGAUGGUGGAGAAAAUCAAUCUGUUCUCCAUGUUCGGCACCGGCAUCGCCAUGAGCACGUGGGUGUGGACCAAGGCUACCAUCCUGAUCUGGAAGCGCACCUGGUGCAAGAUCAUUGGGCGCAGCGACAACGAACCCAAGAGGCUCAAGAAGAGCAAGAUGAUCGCCAAGGCCUUCGCCAUGCGCAAGGAGCUGCACAAGGACCCAGAGAAGGAGCUGUCCUUCAGCAUGCACACCUUGUCACAUGACGGACCUGUCGCCGGGAUCAACUUCGACAUCAACGAGCCGUCCAAUGACAUGUCGUCGGCUUGGGCGCAGCACGUGACCAAGAUGGUGGCCCGGCGAGGCGCCAUCUUGCCUCAGGACGUCUCGGUCACUCCCACAGGAACGCCGGUUCCACCCCCAGAGGAGAGGAACAGGUUGUGGAUGGUGGAGGCUGAAAUCUCCCCGGAGAUGAUAAAGCGAAAGAAGAAGAAGAAGAAAAGAAGGAAGGAGCUGCACGGACCAGCAGAGGAGGCGGCAACGGCAGCGGCGGAUCACCGGGCUUUUCCCCAGCGGGAAUUUGGCCGUAGCUCGGUGCCCCGCCUCCCCAAACUGCCCUCCCACCCGAGCCUGGUGGCCAACCUGCGGGAGCAGCAGAGGCGACAGCAGAUCCUGGAGGACGACGUCCUGCCGGGAUCCUAUCCUGAUUUUCCGCCCUCGCCUGGUGACGAGCGGUGCCGCUUGCCGCCCUUUCAGAGCGCUCGGAGCAGCUCCGGCCGCGGCGUUUUCUCGGAUCGCCCGGAAGACCUUGGCCUGGGCCCGCGCUGCCCACCCGGCACCUCCUUCUACGCCCAUGAGGGGCUGUCAGAGAGGAUGGCGCAUGUGGCCAGGGUGCCCGCUGGCCGGCGGGUCGCUUACGGCCCCAUCCACUCGAGGACUAACUUGAUGGAGGCGGAGCUUAUGGACGCCGACUCAGACUUCUAAAUUGCACUGACAGCGAGCUAAAGAAAAAAAGUGCUGGAUACUUUCGAAACUUAAGUCAACCUAUGUUUAUUUUUUACAAAGUCUUUUUUUUUUUCAUUGUAAGGAAAGGGAUAACAAAAAAAAAAAUACAAAUAUAAAUAUUUUUUUGUACUGCUAAGUCCGAUACAACUUCCUUGACAACUUUAUGAUGGAACACAAAUGAGGCAGCUAUAAAAUAGCUUCAAGGAAUAGACUAUGUAGAUUAAUCUGAAAAAAAGAACAGCAUCAUCGCGUCUUCAUGGCAGGUUACCAUUAAAGUAGGCGAAACUAUUUUGAAAGAAUGACUCUGUUUUCUGUACACGUUUACCCUCUCCACACUCACUUUUUAGCCAGUAAAUACUGCAAAUGUUUAUGUACUAACUUUAAUCUAUGGUGCUUUUUACAAUACUGUACACAUAAUAAUAGAAGGAAAUAAUACACUAGUGUCUUAUAAAGAUUCAAAUAUUGUGUUUUUUUUUUAUUCUUUCAAUUAGCAACAUGAUUUAAAAAAAAUCACACGAAGCACAGAGCAAUGUUUGAAUUUCUUUGACUGUUUCUUAAAUAUGAACAGAAAUUCCAUGUAUUUGCAUUCUUUUUUUUCACCGUGUCUCUCUUUGUGAGCGUGUAGGUAAGAUGUUCAUAGAUGUCACACAAAGGGUAUUAUUGUUUGUACAGAUUUCUACACAUAUAUAAAACGGUUUGAUUUUUCAAAAGAAAAACAAGGGGGUGCGCAAAGAGAUUGUACGCCGUUGUCAAAAUGUUGUUGCUUGAAGUCAUAUUUCCUUUUUUUACACACACAUGUGCGAAUUCUCUAUUCUUGUGAGAUGUUUAUAUUUAUAUUAGUAGCUCUGCUAGUUUCUGAAAUUGAAUUUAACGUAAAAUCACUCCCCACCCCCC